Gryllus bimaculatus (two-spotted cricket) is the source of this 330-nucleotide messenger RNA. NCBI's taxonomy places the organism in Eukaryota, Metazoa, Arthropoda, Insecta, Orthoptera, Gryllidae. The record is from the annotation of a GenBank genome assembly.
AUGCUUUGCGCAACGCCGUGCGUGCCGCGCGCGGGGCUGUGGUGGGCGCAGGUGGAGGGCCCCGGGGGCGACUUCGGGCAGGCGCUGGUGCGCGGGGGCGGCGGCCGCCGCCGCCGCCGCGCCGCCUUCCGCCUCAAGCCCUGGUUCUCCGCGGGCGGCGCAGACGACGGGGGCGGGGCCAUCGCGGUGGAGACGCGCACCGCCCCCGGCGGCGUCCGCGUCAGCUACAUCCCGCGCUCCGUCGGCCGGCACCAGCUGGCGCUCCUGAGCAGAGGGCGCCACAUCGCCGAGUCGCCCUACACGGUGAUGGCGCCGGACUUCACGGGGCCG